UAACAUAAUUAUACUCCCAGGCCUUUCUCUGCCUCUGUGGUGGAUUGUGGAGUGUUUCCCAUGUGGUAUUGGUGUGCUGGAUAUCCCUUCACUGGUAGCCUGGUAACAUAUAAUCCCAGGUCUUUCUCUGCCUCUGUGGUGGAUAGUGGAGUGUUACCCAUGUGGUAUUGGUGUGCUGGAUAUCCAUUCACUGGUAGCCUGGUAACAUACACUCCCAGGUCUUUCUCUGCCUCUGUGGUGGAUAGUGGCGUGUUUCCCAUGUGGUAUUGGUGUGCUGGAUAUUCCUUCAGUGGUAGCCUGGUAACAUACACUCCCAUGUCUUUCUCUGCCUCUGUGGUGGAUAGUGGAGUGUUUCCCAUGUGGUAUUGGUGUGCUGGAUAUCCCUUCACUGGUAGCCUGGUAACAUACACUCCAAGGUCUUUCUCUGCCUCUGUGGUGGAUAGUGAAGUGUGUCCCAUGUGGUAUCAGUGUGCUGGAUAUCCCUUCACUGGUAGCCUGGUAACAUACACUCCCAGGUCUUUCUCUACUUCUGUGGUGGAUAUUGGAGUGUUUCCCAUGUGGUAUUGGUGUGCUGGAUAUCCCUUCACUGGUAGCCUGGUAACAUAUAAUCCCAGGUCUUUCUCUGCCUCUGUGGUGGAUAGUGGAGUGUUUCCCAUGUGGUAUUGGUAUGUUGGAUAUCCCUUCACUGGUAGCCUGGUAACUUACACUCCCAGGUCUUUCUCUGCCUCUGUGGUGGAUAGUGGAGUGUUUCCCACGUGGUAUUGGUGUGCUGGAUAUCCCUUCAUUGGUAGCCUGGUAACAUACACUCCCAGGUCUUUCUCUGCCUCUGUGGUGGAUAGUGGAGUGUUUCCCAUGUGGUAUUGGUGUGCUGGAUAUCCCUUCAUUGGUAGCCUGGUAACAUACACUCCCAGGUCUUUCUCUGCCUCUGUGGUGGAUAGUGGAGUGUUUCCCAUGUGGUAUUGGUGUGCUGGAUAUCCCUUCACUGGUAGCCUGGUAACAUACACUCCCAGGUCUUUCUCUCCCUCUGUGGUGGAUAGUGGAGUGUUUCCCAUGUGGUAUUGGUGUGCUGGAUAUCCCCUCCCAAGGUUCAGGACUUUACAUUUUUCAUCAUUGCAUUGUAGCAGCCACUUUUUGUUCCACUCCUAAAGCUUGGUGAUGUCUUCUUGUAGGAAAUCCACAGUCAAGGGGUUAAAAAUAGGCCUUUCUGACAAACUGUUGCAAUUUUUAUAACACUCUUACUUCCCUUAUCAGAUUAUAUUAUGUUGUUUGUCUGUCCACAACACAAGUCCUACAGCAAUACUUCCUCUCCACAACACAAGUCCUACAGCAAUACUUCCUCUCCACAACACAAGUCCUACAGCAAUACUUCCUCUCCACAACACAAGUCCUACAGCAAUACUUCCUCUCCACAACACAAGUCCUACAGCAAUA
Eriocheir sinensis (Chinese mitten crab) is the source of this 1431-nucleotide messenger RNA. RefSeq lists its product as uncharacterized. The coding region runs from base 61 to 1146 and encodes 361 amino acids. Lineage: Eukaryota; Metazoa; Arthropoda; Malacostraca; Decapoda; Varunidae. The record is from RefSeq and is a predicted model, not a curated record. The transcript is spliced from 3 exons.